Molecule: messenger RNA, 1487 nt
Organism: Tricharina praecox
Lineage: Eukaryota; Fungi; Ascomycota; Pezizomycetes; Pezizales; Pyronemataceae
Exons: 2
Coding region: 139-1209 (356 amino acids)
Source: RefSeq, a predicted model, not a curated record
CCCCACCACACCAAACUUCCCCGCCGCAGACACCACCAACAUCUGCACAGCUAUCAAGAAGUAAGCAGCCCAUCCACCGCCCGCACCUCGCCCGCACCCUGCCUGCACCUCCCCCAGUACACACUACAAUCUAGCACCAUGUCCACCCUGAACAUGAACCGACCGCCGCCGCCAGCACACCGCCAUCCCCUCAUCCACCCGCGCACAGCAUCGGCUCCGGAGCUCGGCUCGGGCCGGUCCAGACUUUUCCCCGGCGACACCCGGCCCAGGCUUGCGCUGCGCAAUGCCUUGUCCAACCUAGCGCCCGCCCCCGCCUGGUCUAGACUAGCGCUCGCGCCCGCCCCGCCGCUGGUGCGCCGCCCGGCACCCUCUCUCCCGCACGCAGCAGCGACCCCAGCGUUCGGCUUGGGCCGCGGUCAGCUGGCACCCGCCUACGCUCCGCCGCUGGUGCACCGCAUCCACCCGUCGCUCCCACACGCAGCAGCGACCUCGGCGUUCGGCUUGAGCCACGGUCAGCUAGCACCCACCAAUGCUCCGCCGCUGGUAUGCCGUCCCCCACCCUCUCUCCCGCACGCAGCAUCGACCCCGGCGUUCAGCUUGGGUCUCGGCCGAGGCGCGCUUAUCCCCGUCAACACUCCGUCAAGACCCGCCGUCAAUGCCCCGCUGCUGUCGCACGGCUUUCCCCCGGCUCUCCAACGCACAGUAUCGACCCUGUCGUUUGGCAUGGGCCGCGGCCGCGGAAAUCGUGUGCUCGGCAAUGCUCCAUCCAGGCCCUACAACUCCCCGCCCUCACUCCCGCGAACAGAAUCGACCCCGGCGUUCGGCUUAGGACGCGGCCGAGGCGAGUUUACCUUUGCCACUGCCCCGCCCAACGCCCCAACCGAACCGCGUGCCGACCGCCGCUACUGGGACCACAACAGGAACCCGUUCAACUUCAAGGAUAACCACUUAUUCAAGCAUCCGAAGGUUUUCACAGGCAACACUCGCCUCCUGCUUUGGCCCGUCACCUUCCCCGGCAACGUCGACGAGGUGACUAUGGAGCAUUUGUGGUUUCUUCUGCCUCAUUUCCCGUUCCGCUGGGAGCCGACCGGAAAGGUUAUGUGUGAGGGCAUGGGCUGCGUUCUUACUUUGAAGAGGGCGAUCAUUGCGGUAAAGGCAGGAGGAAGAAUAAUGGUUGAAGUCAAGGUUUGGAAGGAGGAUGAGUGGUAGAGUGGGAGCGACUGGUCAGUGGAGCGAUUAGGCGACUGCCAGUUUCCGGGAUGUAGGCUUUUAGAUAGAAGUCAUGUAUCCUUUUCUAUUCAAGUCGCAACGUUCAUGAUCAAUAAAAUCAAUGCUCUCCACAAUCCACAAGUUUAAUGCAUAAAAAACAAAGUAACGUACAGUACAGCAUGGUAUUUCUAAUCCUUCUUCGCUCCCUUAACCUCCAGCUCAUGUCCCAUGAGCGCACCCAACCCUGGAACCACCUUAUUAACCAGCAGCUGGUACUC